Messenger RNA from Dromaius novaehollandiae (emu), 3106 nucleotides. It is a transcript of the gene BMX, whose product is annotated as BMX non-receptor tyrosine kinase. Gene Ontology annotation, cellular component: plasma membrane. The record is from RefSeq and is a predicted model, not a curated record. NCBI's taxonomy places the organism in Eukaryota, Metazoa, Chordata, Aves, Casuariiformes, Dromaiidae. Gene Ontology annotation, biological process: B cell receptor signaling pathway; intracellular signal transduction; adaptive immune response. Gene Ontology annotation, molecular function: protein binding; non-membrane spanning protein tyrosine kinase activity; ATP binding. The coding region runs from base 74 to 2026 and encodes 650 amino acids. The transcript has 19 exons.
CAGAACGCAUUCCUUCGGAGUUCCAGAGCGUACAAGGCAAAGGACAUACUUUCUUUAUAUUUGGGGAAAUAUAAUGGACAACAAAACAAUUCUAGAAGAGCUUCUUUUAAAGAAGUCACAACAGAAGAAAAAGAUUUCACCAAUUAAUUACAAGGAACGGUUGUUUGUUCUCACAAAAGCAAGCCUUUCUUAUUAUGAAUAUGACAAAGAGAAAAGAGGAAGCAAAAAGGGGUCAAUUGAUAUUAAGAAAAUCCGAUGUGUUGAAACAGUGAGUCUUGAGGAAUCAACACCUCCUGCAAGACAAUAUCCAUUUCAGAUUGUAUACAAGGAUGGCCUGCUCUAUGUCUAUGCAGCUAGUGAAGAGAGUCGGAACCGAUGGCUGACAGCUUUGCAUAAAGAAAUUAAAGACAAUUCCGAUCUACUAAACAAGUACCACAAAGGAUUCUUCACCAAUGGGAAGUUUCUCUGUUGCAACCAGACGUGUAAAGCAGCCCCCGGAUGUACAAUUUGGGAGAAAUAUGUGGGUCUACAUUGUACAACCAAGGCUGUGAAACCACUGCCUCCGGUCCCUCAGACACUGCAGAAGCGUAGAAGCCUACCCCAGGUGUCAUCACCAGAUAAGUCAGUCCUGAAGGUGGCUUUGGCCCAGUGCAACUAUGAACCCACAGGAAAAUCAACUAUUCGGCUUGUUAAGAGCAAUAAAUACUAUGUACUGAAAGAAGAAAAUUCUGACUGGUGGCAAGUAAGGGAUUUGGAAGGGAAUGAAGGUUUCGUACCAAGCUCUUACUUGAGAAAAUUAUGUGUGAAUGACGAUGAGCCAAGGGAAAACUCUAGUGCCAGUGAGAAUUCAUCAGCGGAAGAGCAGAGUAUUGCUAAGCAUGAUUGGUAUGCUGGUAAUAUCUCCCGUGCCCAGUCUGAGCAUCUGCUCCGUCAGAAGGGGAAAGAAGGUGCUUUUAUGGUUCGGAAAUCUAGCCAAGUAGGAAUGUAUACCGUGUCCGUAUUCAGCAAGGCUCCUGAAAGUAAAAAAGGAGCAGUCAAACAUUACCAUGUGCACAGAACCACUGAAAACAAUUACUAUCUCGCUGAAAAUUACUGUUUUGAAUCAAUUCCCAAGCUUAUUCACUACCAUCAGCACAACUCGGCCGGUAUGGUGACAAGGCUCCGGCAUGCAGUGUCUACACAAGUAAAUAAGGUCCCAGCCACAGCCUCAUUAGGAAAUGGAAUCUGGGAGCUGAAACGAGAAGAAAUUGUAUUGUUGAGAGAACUAGGGAGCGGUCAGUUUGGAGUGGUGCAUCUGGGAAAGUGGAAGGGACAAUAUGAUGUGGCCAUAAAGAUGAUCAAAGAGGGAGCGAUGUCAGAAGAUGAAUUCAUAGAAGAAGCUCAGACCAUGAUGAAACUUAAUCAUCCCAAACUUGUUAGACUGUACGGCAUAUGCUCAAAAUCAUAUCCCAUCUAUCUGGUGACAGAAUAUAUGGCUAAUGGCUCUUUGCUUAGCUACUUAAGGAGUCACGGGAAGGAACUGCUACCUCUUCAGCUUCUGGAAAUAUGUUAUGAUAUUUGUGAUGCUAUGGCCUUCCUGGAGAGCUGUCAGUUCAUACACAGAGAUUUGGCUGCUAGGAACUGUUUGGUUGACAGCAAUCUUACUGUGAAAGUGUCUGACUUUGGGAUGACUAGGUAUGUUCUGGAUGACCUGUAUAUAAGCUCACUAGGAACUAAGUUUCCAGUGAAGUGGUCUGCACCAGAAGUUUUUAAUUACACCAAAUUUAGCAGCAAGUCAGAUGUAUGGGCCUUUGGUAUCCUUAUGUGGGAAGUGUUCACUUUGGGAAAGCAACCCUAUGAGCUGUAUGAUAACAUGCAGGUGAUUGAGAAAGUUUCUCAGGGAUUCCGGCUUUAUAGACCACAACUGGUUUCAGACAUCAUCUACCAGAUAAUGUACAACUGCUGGCAUGAGCAACCAGAAAAGCGCCCCAGCUUUUAUCAGCUCCUAUCAUUUUUUGAGGCACUGAAAGAAGACGACAGGGCUUGAAGAAGAAUGUCCGUAAACAAAUGACUGUGUGUGUUGGUUCCAUAUCACCUGUCUUCUAUAAGGGAGUUAUAUCUGAAAUUUGUCUGACAUGAGUCACCUGUAUCAUUCUGUGUUAGUAUUCUUCUAAUUUAAUCAGGGAGUUGGCCAAGAAGAGUAUGGAGAAAGCUUUUGUGAUAUUCUGCAGGAGAUAGCAUCUGGAGGGAUACUGUAUAAGAAUAUAAUUCAUUUUAUUAGCAUUGUCUCAAAGGACUUCUCAAACACUGAGGUAUACAGUAAUUGUGUAAACUUUUUCAGUGCUUCCAAGCCGUCAUUAUUUGGCCUUAACUGGAAAUGUAAAAAGGGAAAUAUAUGCUUGUUAGGUUUUCUGAUUAUCAUAAUGCAUCUGAGUGUGUUUUUCCUUUGCAAUCACCUGAAGCUGAUUUGAAGAAAAAUUCAGAACUGCUGCAAGUGACAACAACAUGAGUAGUUAUAGUCUUGCCUUCAAUUACUUAGAAAUUAUUAUCAGUAAAUUAUUAUAUCCAUUUGCAUACUAGUACUAUUGACUUUAGUUUGGGCCAUCAGGGUAUCUUUUUGAUUUGGAAUUCAUGCUAAACUAUGUAUCUAAGAUAUUGGCAAUUAGAUACACGAAUGGUGUUUACUGUAAUGUGAUAUAGCUUGCUGCUAGACUUAAAAAUGAAAAAAAUAUGUUCUAUCCAGAAUUCUGUGGUCAUUAUAAUCAUCAAUGGUAAAUUUUGCUCAUCUCUAUAAGACCUGACAGGCAAAAAUUUGAAGAGAAUUGAAAAUGCUAUGAAUAUAAUGUUUAACCAAAUAUUUCACUAUUGAAGAGCUGAAAUUUGGCUCCUGAUGUUAACACUGAGUUCUUAAGUAAAAGCACCUGACUUUCAUGUUUGCAUAGCAGUACCCUAAUUAAUACUGACUUAUAUAAAUCUAGAGAUGCCAAAUACAUCUGAAGCUGCAUAGCUACUUCCAGUUUUGGAAAGUAUAAGGACAAAUAAAGGAGUCUAAAAUUAGGCACUCGUAUGUGUAAAAUGCUGAUCUGAUAUAGGGUUUUUGGUUUUUGUUUCUUAAAUAAAGUAAGAU